Paramecium tetraurelia is the source of this 1767-nucleotide messenger RNA. RefSeq lists its product as uncharacterized. The transcript has 3 exons. NCBI's taxonomy places the organism in Eukaryota, Ciliophora, Oligohymenophorea, Peniculida, Parameciidae. The record is from RefSeq and is a predicted model, not a curated record.
AUGAUCGAUAGAAGUUAUUAACUUAAUUCUUCUUAUGAUUCGCAAAGUACGUUGCCUCCAAAGAAUAAACAAUUCUCUCCUGUUAUUACGUAACUUAUGAGGAAGGACAGAGAGAUUGAACAAAUGCGGGAUGAGUUAUCAUAAUAGAAUUAUUUGAUCGAUGAGUUGUCCCAAUAAAUUCAUUACUUAGAACAAUAACUUAGAGACAAUGAAGGAUUCAAAGAAAAGUAUCAAUCGUUAAGCGAAGACUACAAUUAACAAUAAAAAGAUGUUCAAAAAUUAAAAGUACCUGUUCAGACUACUACAGCCAAAGAGAUUCUCAAUUUGUUUCUGGACCAAGAGAAAUAAGGAGAAGACAAUGUUCAAAUUAAAUACAUCGAAACCACACCAUAUUACUAAUAGGAAUUGCAAGAGUCCAUAAACAGAGAAUUAGAAUAAAAGGAAAUCUUAGACAUAUUUAUGAGACAUUGCAGCUAAAUGAAUUAGUAGAUUCUCUAGAAGAAUCAAGAGAUCCUCCAAUUGACCACAUAGAAACAGGAAGAAAUGGUGGAGUAACUAAUCAAAAAGGAGGAUGAAUUAUUAUUUUAUAAGGAGAAGAGCAGGGUUCUUUUUGAGUUGUUGCAAUGCAAUAUGGAUAUUACUAAGUUAUAUUAGAAGUAGCAUCAAGGAUUGAGAUCAGCUCUAAAAGGCUGUUGGACUAUUAAUAUGGACCAAUCUCAGUAAAUCGAAUAAGUAAUUAAAUUGUUGGACAAUGCAUUUCACUAAGGCAAUUCUCUGCCUUUCAAGCCAAUAUUGGAUCAAAUCAAAUAACAAACAAAUCAAAACUACUCCAAUAAAAUGAUGUCCUAAUUAGAGUUAUUUAUCCAUAAGGUAUGUGUAGUGGAAGGGAAGACUGCCUUUGAUAAAGUGUAGAAGGUGAUGAUCUAAUUAGAUAAGUAUCAAUAGGUGUGCUAGAGUAUUUAAGAAGAGAAAUAGGAAAUGAUUGAAGAGCUGUAAUUUUAUAAAAAUAAACUGUUGGAGCAAGAUGAAACCAUCAAAGAGUUCGAGAAACUAUUAAGCGAGAUGGAAGAUAACUAUCAUUAAUAGUUGAAUACUCAGACUCAAUAGUUGAAUGAAAUCAAUUAAAAGAAUGAAUUGAUUGCUCAUUAUCAAUUAAUCUUGGAUGACUACAAAUCGUAAGUAGCAUCAAAAUAGGACCAAAAAUUAAUAAAUGAUUAGGAUGGGGAAAUCCAGAAAGAAUAAUUGCUGGAAGAAGUUCUAAAAAUAAUAACCAUGAUUCUACAGGGUUACAAUACAAUGACGAAUGAUUAUCAACUAAAUAUUGAUGUAAAUGGAAUCAAUUUGAAUAAGAAAGUGCAAAUCGACAUCAAUCCUGUGAUCCACAAUUAUAUAAACAAAAUACAGCAAUAAGUGAAUAGUUAGUUUAUGACAACAGGUAAAAAUUAUUAUGAACUCACCAAUCAUAUGGUCAAUUGCUUGUAAUUGAUGAAGCAACAACUACCUCAGCAUCAAUUGAAAAACUUUAUGAAUAAUGCGAGUAUUGAAUACAUCGAGAAGUUCAAUCAAAUCAGUUAUUGCUAUUUUGUAAAGCAAGAAAAACUCACCAGCGCAGAGAAAGAUCUCUAUAGGAAAUACUACGCUUAUAUACCAAGGUUGUUGGGAGAACUGAUUGAAAACCAAACACAAACUUUUAUCAAACUACUCAGAGAAAAAGUUUAUAAUAGCAUAAUGUGUGAUCCUAUUGUUACUAAUAAACAAUUUUAAUGA